UUAAAACAAAAUUAACUUGUAUUUAAUCAUCAAUAGAUGUAGGGGCAUAUCUUUUACCUAUUAUAACAUCCAUUUUUUGGCUUAUUAAUAAAAGCCAACCACCUUGGCUUAUGGCAAUAUCUAUUAUAUUAUUGAGUUUUAAAUUUUUAUUAUUUUUUAGAGUAUUUAAAUCGUUUGGAAUUUAUUUUGCAAUAAUAAUUGGUGUUGCGAAAAAAGUUUUUCCAUUUUUAGUGCUCUUAUUUUUUAUAAUACUUGGAUAUGCUCAAGCAUUUUUCAUUAUUCUAAGAUCAAAUAGUAUUAAUGAUGAUAAUAAUCCACAGAAUCUUGCAACUAAAUAUGAUUUCGUUAAUUCGGAUGGAACUAUAAAUAAUACUACAUCAAUAAUUCAAGAACCUGAUUCAAAUACAAAUUUAUUUAAUUGGUUCCCCACUUCACUUUUAGCAGUAUAUAAUCUUCUCACUGGUGAUUCCGGAUCAUUAUCAUCAUUUACUUAUCGUGAACAUUCUAUUAUGACCAUUCUAUUGGCUACCUUUACAUUUUUCACAGUAAUCUACCUUAUGAAUUUAUUUAUUGGAUUACUCAACCUAGCAAUUGAUGAUUAUAACAAAGAAGAAGAGUUUUUACUUCAAAAAGCACAAAUUAUUAUGGAGAUUGAAAUAUUUUAUAUGUUACCAUGGCAACGUAAUAACAACAAAUGGUUUCCAGAUUGGAUUUAUUAUGAUAUACCUGUGACUGAGAUUCGUAAAUUAAUUAAUGCAAUUGAUAAUGAACAGACUGUGUUUAAUUAUCCUCCAAUUAUCAGUGAGAAAUUGAGAAAGUUAGUGGUACUUACUAAUGAAGAAGAACAAAAUAAUAAACUAGAGAAGCAAAUAGAACAAACGAAAGAUGAAUUUACAAAACAAAAUGUUGAGCUUAAACAACAUAUAAAAGAAGAGCUUACAAAACAAAAUGUUGAACUUAAACAACAAAUGGAACGUAUUAUGAAAUAUAUUGGAAUAGAACAAGAUAAUGAGAAUGAGGAAGAACAAGAUAAUAAAGAACAAGAUAACAAGGAAGAACAAGACAAUGAACUAGAGCAAAUAGAACAAACGAAAGAAGAGCUUCCAAGACAGAACGUUAGUCUUAAACAACAAAUGGAUAAACUUAGUCAACAAAUGGAAAAUAUUAUGGAAUUAUUAAAAAAAAACUAGACUUUGUCCCAUGCAAUUUUUUUUUUUUUUUUGUACAUCAAGAAGGUUUAAAGGAACAUUUUUUUUAUAAGAUUGAUAAUGUAAACAAACACUUUCUUUAAAUAAAAUUAAUAAAUAUGAAUUUCU
This is a messenger RNA of Rhizophagus irregularis DAOM 181602=DAOM 197198, 1316 nucleotides long. RefSeq lists its product as uncharacterized. The record is from RefSeq and is a predicted model, not a curated record. Lineage: Eukaryota; Fungi; Glomeromycota; Glomeromycetes; Glomerales; Glomeraceae. Gene Ontology annotation, molecular function: protein binding.